Molecule: messenger RNA, 5055 nt
Organism: Anolis sagrei ordinatus
Lineage: Eukaryota; Metazoa; Chordata; Lepidosauria; Squamata; Anolidae
Gene: OGA
Product: O-GlcNAcase
Biological process (GO): glycoprotein metabolic process
Molecular function (GO): beta-N-acetylglucosaminidase activity
Source: RefSeq, a predicted model, not a curated record
CCAGUCCGUCGCGCAUGCGCAGUAGGUUUUUCCUCUCUCACUUCACCCAGCCCGGUUGCAGUCUAUUCGUUCCUGUUUUUGUUGAGUGCCUCGCUCCUCCGCUUGGCGCGUGCAAGAGAGAGAGAGAGGAGAGGGAGGAAAGGAGGGAGGAGGAGGUUACACGUGACCAGCGCCCACCGUCCCGAUUGGCCGGCGCCCGAACAAGGCGGUUGGUACUGGCGCCGACCGGUUGGGGCUGGUUUUUUUCCCCGCGCAGGCGCAGCCCGUCCCGCUGAGAGAGGAGAGAGUGGGAGAAGAAGGGCGAUGGCGGCGGACGGGAGUCCUGACGCGGGCCUAGCCGGGAUGGCCGAGGAGGCGCGCGGGGAGCCGCAGGGCGCGCCCGGAGGCAGCCCCGACCCCGUCGCCGCCGCCUCCUCCUCCGCCAACGAGCAGGCCCCGGCCAGGCCUGACGCUACGGGGCCGGAAGCGGAUCCGGAGCGCGUCGCCGCCGCCGUGGGCAGCCGCGGAGCGCGGCGCUUCCUCUGCGGGGUCGUGGAAGGAUUUUAUGGAAGGCCUUGGGUUAUGGAACAAAGAAAGGAGCUUUUUAGAAGACUUCAGAAAUGGGGAUUAAAUACAUAUCUAUAUGCACCAAAAGAUGACUACAAACACAGGAUGUUUUGGCGAGAAAUGUAUUCUGUGGAGGAAGCUGAACAACUCAUGACUCUGAUCGCAGCUGCUCAAGAAUAUGAGAUAGAAUUUAUCUAUGCCAUUUCUCCUGGGCUCGAUAUUACUUUCUCAAACCCCAAGGAAGUGUCUACAUUGAAACGCAAGCUGGACCAGGUUUCCCAGUUUGGUUGCAGAUCUUUUGCAUUAUUGUUUGAUGAUAUUGAUCAUAAUAUGUGUGCAGCAGACAAAGAGGUGUUCAGCUCCUUUGCUCAUGCCCAGAUUUCAAUCACAAAUGAAAUUUUCCAGUAUCUAGGAGAGCCAGAAACAUUCCUGUUCUGUCCCACAGAGUAUUGUGGCACUUUUUGCUAUCCAAAUGUCGCUCAGUCUCCUUAUUUACGAACUGUUGGAGAAAAGCUGUUACCUGGAAUUGAUGUGCUAUGGACAGGUCCCAAAGUAGUAUCUAAAGAAAUUCCUGUGGAAUCCAUUGAAGAAGUUUCUAAGAUAAUUCGCAGAGCUCCAGUCAUUUGGGACAACAUUCAUGCUAAUGACUAUGAUCAGAAAAGAUUGUUUCUUGGGCCGUAUAAAGGUCGAUCUACAGAACUCAUCCCACGUUUAAAGGGAGUCCUGACCAAUCCAAACUGUGAAUUUGAAACCAACUUUGUUGCUAUUCACACUCUUGCAACCUGGUACAAAUCUAAUAUGAAUGGAGUGAGGAAAGAUGUUGUAAUGACUGACACAGAAGACAGUACAGUUUCAAUCCAGAUUAAACUGGAGAAUGAAGGGAGUGAUGAAGAUAUUGAAACAGAUGUUCUCUACAGUCCGCAGAUGGCCUUGAAGUUGUCACUAACAGAGUGGCUGCAAGAAUUUGCAGUACCUCACCAGUACAGCAGUCGGCAGGUGGCUCACAGUGGAGCUAAAACAAGUGUUGUGGCUGUUCCUCUGGUUGCACCAUCUGCUUUAAAUUCCACCACAGUAGUAACAACAGUUUACCAAGAGCCUAUAAUGACUCAAGCGACUGCACUGAGUGAUGAGUCUCAGGCUCUGGUCAAAGAGGAAGAGAAGAAGCAACUGGAUGAUGAACCGAUGGAUAUGGUGGUGGAAAAGCAAGAGGACACUGAUAAGAAUAUAAAUCAAAUAUUGACUGACAUUGCUGAAGCAAAAAUGUCAGAGGAACUAAAACCAAUGGACACCGAUAAAGAGAGCAUGGCUGAAUCAAAAUCUCCUGAGAUGUCAAUGCAGGAUGAUUGUGGUAGUGAUGUUGCACCUAUGCAGACAGAUGAGCAAAUGAACAAGGAGCAGUUCAUUCCUGGUCCCCAUGAGAAGCCAUUAUAUGAAGCAGAGCCAGUGACUCUGGAAGACCUACAGUUACUUGCAGACUUGUUCUAUCUCCCAUAUGAACAUGGGCCCAAAGGGGCACAAAUGUUACGAGAGUUCCAGUGGCUCAGAGCAAAUAGUAGUGUUGUUAGUGUGAAUUGCAAAGGAAAAGAUUCUGAAAAGAUUGAAGAAUGGCGUGCUCGAGCUGCCAAGUUUGAAGAGAUGUGUAACUUGGUGAUGGGCAUGUUCACUCGUCUUUCCAACUGUGCCAACCGGACAAUCCUCUACGAUAUGUACUCAUAUGUCUGGGACAUCAAGAGCAUCAUGUCAAUGGUGAAAUCUUUUGUGCAGUGGCUAGGGUGUCGUAGUCAAUCUUCAGCACAGUUCUUAAGUGGAGACCAAGAACCCUGGGCCUUUAGAGGUGGUCUAGCAGGAGAGUUCCAGCGUUUGCUGCCUAUCGAAGGAGCAAAUGAUCUCUUUUUUCAGCCACCUCCUCUGACUCCUACUUCCAAAGUCUACACCAUCAGACCCUAUUUUCCUAAAGAUGAGGAAUCUGUCUACAAGAUUUGCAGAGAAAUGUAUGAUGAUGGAACUGAUCAGCCUUUCCAUAGCCAGCCAGACCUAAUUGGAGACAAGCUGGUAGGUGGUUUGCUGUCUCUCAGCCCAGAUUACUGCUUUGUCUUGGAGGAUGAAGAUGGCAUCUGUGGCUAUGCUCUGGGUACUGUUGAUGUGACUCCCUUCAUAAAGAAAUGCAAACUUGCCUGGAUUCCUUUCAUGCAGGAGAAGUAUAGCAAGCCCAGCAGUGAUAAGGAGUUAUCAGAGGCUGAGAAAAUCAUGCUAAGCUUCCAUGAGGAACAAGAAAUUAUGCCAGAAACAUUCCUUGCCAAUUUCCCAUCACUGAUAAAGAUUGAUAUCCACAAAAAGGUGACUGAUCCAAGUGUGGCUAAAAGCAUGAUGGCCUGUCUGCUUUCUUCUCUUAAGGCAAAUGGUUCUCGUGGUGCUUUCUGUGAAGUCAGACCAGAUGAUAAAAAAAUCCUGGAAUUUUAUAGCAAGCUGGGAUGCUUUGAAAUAGCUAAAAUGGAGGGAUUUCCAAAAGAUUUUGUUAUCCUUGGAAGGAGCUUGUAAGGAGGAUUGUCAGUCAACAUUUCAUACUGUAAUCACUGUUGGAGAGUGGUGAGCCUGAGAUUUAUCUUAUGGUCUGUCCGUGCAAAGGCAGCAGUCAGCUGGCCUGACAGGAAUUAUAUGAAAAAUCUCCAAUUACUCUCUCUCAGAUGCUGCUCAAAACACAAACUGAUGUUGGUCAUCUUCAUUUCCUGGUCUUAAGCCAUGUGCCAAGGAAUACUGCAUAUGAUGUAGCCUUGGGAAGAGAUCCACAUGAAUUCCCAAGGAGUUACUGGUAGCAGUUCGUACAUCCACCUCUGUAUUCAACAGAAUGGCUGUUCUCCAUUCCCCUUGUUUUCAUGAUGUGAGAUAUUUCCUUUUACAGAGGGAAACUGGGUGCCUGUGUUGGCUGACAAGCAAAAGAUGAAUGCAGACAACUCUGGGCUUUGUUGGCUGUCAUGUUUACUGAUGGGGGAAUGAAUGGCCAUUGCCUCUAAAGGAUAUUGGUUAAGCUUUGUGCUUUGUAGGGAUAAACUGUGCAUUUGUCUGUGGCAAGGUCACUCAGUGGCAGAAGUGUAAAUUUCAGUGUGUAAAUAUAUAUAAACUUGCUGUAUGCUGACACUUUGUGUUUAAUCGUUUUGUAAUUAUUUUGCUUUCCAAAGCAAAGUGGUAUCAUUUUGAGACAGCACUUUUAAAUAAUGUUUAAACAGAGGCUGAAGCCAACUUCACUACUGGCCUUUUCUGUGGUGCCUCAUUACUUUCACUAGAAAUCCCAAUUUGGGGAAAGAGUGCUGAUCUAGAAAGGUUGUUCCUUUAGAGGAUAAAUUCUUUAAAAGGUGGAAUUAAUGCUGUCUCCUACUGGGGAAAAACUGGUCAGAGGACAAUCCAGGAUGACCACUAUUGCCACUGACAACCAACCCAUUGCCCAGCCGCACUGGGAGGGAGGAGGAAGGGAGGACUGUCGGUUGCCAUUCCCAUUUCUCCUGUGGCAAGGGAGUCAAAUUACAGCAGGGUCUUCAAGUCAUGCAUGUUUGUGACACUUUUUGUGGACAAAAUAAGCACAUUUUACGAAUGAUUCAAGUAGAUGCCUAAUUUUAGCAUUACUGCCUGUUCCCAACAUGUAAAGGUCUUACCAAACUCUGACAUGUGGAACCUGCAUGGCUAGGAAUUGUAGUAAGGCGGUAGGUGAAGAGUUUUUACUUUUCCAUUUAUGCCUUGUUCCUACAAGAUAAUCAGCCAACGUCACACCUCAUUUCUUUCAUCUGCUGUAUCAACUGUAUUUGCUUCCUUUCAAAAUACUUCUUUUUAAAAGGAUGGAAGUUGAAUGGAUUUCUUUUAACUCCUCCCUCUGUGUAGGCUUGGAAGGAGAUUUCUCUGUUUUCUUCAAAUGGCAAUUUAUUGCCAGUGCAGUUUACAGUCUCCUUUGGGAAGCUGACGUUUGGCCUUGGUUAUAGUUAUACUCAUAGGUUGAUUUUCUUUCACUGUGCGGCCCGUUUUAAUAGCAGAGUAAAUUUAAACAGCAAGUACAUUCACUUGGGGACUGAGACACUGAACUAUGAUGAAAGAUCAUGUAUAAUCCCAAGGUGACUGUGUUGAGUCUGUUCUGGCUUUGCAUACAUACAGAGCGCUUGGACACUUCAUUUUGUUUUAAUUGGAUGUCAGAAAGAAAUAAAAAGUGUAUAUACGGCAUUAUACAUUGGGGGGAGGGAGAGAGAUCUUGAUUUUUCUACUGUUAAGCUGAACUCUUAUAUAAUUAUCACUGUUUUAAGUUAGUUGUGUGAUAGUCUGGAAAAUAUGGGUCAGUCCCUUGCUCUGAGGUUGUAAAGUGAGACAUUGACACAGCUUUCAAGGCUAUCAUGUUUCAUUGCAUACAAUUGGAAUAUCACUUUCAUGACUGUCUUUAGACCUACUGUAUCUGUAGCAGAACAAAAGACUGUGUAAAGUUGUUUUUGGAGACCAUGUGAGAAAUAGAAUAAAUUGCAAAGUGAAUGUAAA